Aspergillus nomiae NRRL 13137 is the source of this 1482-nucleotide messenger RNA. RefSeq lists its product as uncharacterized. Bases 1 to 1482 code for a protein of 493 amino acids. NCBI's taxonomy places the organism in Eukaryota, Fungi, Ascomycota, Eurotiomycetes, Eurotiales, Aspergillaceae. The record is from RefSeq and is a predicted model, not a curated record. The transcript is spliced from 3 exons.
AUGACUAAGAAGGGGAGCGAGGAGCCUGCAAGCUCUGACACCAAGCAAGCUGAAGUAUGGCGGUCCUAUUCACGUUUUUCCAGGUGGCCCUUUUGGCCGUACUCAUUCUUCAGUCGUGCUCAAAGAACUGAUGUUGGGGCAUCACAGGAAGAUACCAUUACACCCCCCGAAACGGCUCAACCUCCGACUACCCCAGAGCCAGAGCCUCGGGAACUCAGUCCAGUGCCUAAUAUCCAGGAAGAGAAACAUCAGGUGAAAAGAAGACGAUCCGCGAGACUGAACAAAAGAAGCGUCUCUCCCACCGAGGAAGCUCCCGCAACUCCGCCAUCUCCACCCAAGAAGGCGAAGGUCAAAAGAGAGUAUUCGACCCCUGCGCCCCAAUCUUCCGUUCCAGAGGAAGACCCAAUUCAGACUCAGCGAGAAGGUACCGAUAAAGCCUCGUCACGCGAUAAACGCCAGUCACGACAUCCUGAUCCUACUGAUGAGAAGACCAAACCCCACGACACAGACCAUGCGCAGUAUCCUGAUCCUGCAGAUUGUCCUGCGUACUACCUGCGCGGGGCUACGUGGUUUUCUUACGAUGAUGAUGAAAUUCACAAGAAGCUCAAGGUCAUACAGGAGCGUCUGCAGGAAUGGUCAGCGGAGUGGGUAACUGUAGAAAAGCAACUGUCCGACGAAGAAAAGCAGAAGCUAAUUGCCGGCCUGGAGGGAUAUUGCCUCCAAGGUGACUGGGCCUCGUUGGUCGAGAGACUACCUGCCAAUAUCCUUGAGCUUCUCCCCCUCGUUAUCACUCGAGCCUUAGUGACCAAGGACCUGUUUCAGAAUGUGAUCGAGGAUCCAUUUUUUUAUCUCAACGAGGAUGGUGAGAAGGUGACUGGCGAGCACGGCCAAGUCUCUAUCCCUUCCCGUGCUGAGGUCCAUAACCUAUGGCAAUGGUGUAAACAAGUUGAGCCUUCUGGCGUGCGAGACAAGUGGAAUUCGCGAAAGUGGCUCCAGAUCACAGUCCGCUUCCUGAAUGCAUUCACUCGAGAAACCACGUUUGACCCACUACUUGCGACGCACAUGAAACUGCUCAGAGACUGUAUACUGCAACGACUCGCGUACAAUCUCCUUCACGAGUCUUCCUUGUUGCAUCCAUUGCUCAAAACAGUCUCUGAGUCGGCGAGAGCUAGACGAUACCAGGAGCUUCUCCAUAUCUAUCAAAUCGCUGGGGACCUUUGCAUUGGGAUGUGGACUAAUGAGAUGGAUUUUGAAUUUGGCUCUUUCGAUUCCCUGGGGCCAUUCCAUGAGGACAUUCCGCACAUGAAGAAGCACUGUUAUGCUGAACAUGAGUGGAAGGAAAAGUCUGACCCUGCUUCUAAGGGAAGAACUGUCCUGUUCAUGUUGCAGCCCACUCUCACUCGAUACUGUCGGUAUGGUAGGGAGGAAGACGAGUCGUUAAUCAGCAAGGCCGUUGUAAUCUUUUCCAAAGACGAUGCAUGA